Branchiostoma floridae (Florida lancelet) is the source of this 1232-nucleotide messenger RNA. RefSeq names its product cyclic nucleotide-gated cation channel subunit A-like. Gene Ontology annotation, molecular function: protein-containing complex binding; voltage-gated potassium channel activity. The coding region runs from base 72 to 842 and encodes 256 amino acids. The record is from RefSeq and is a predicted model, not a curated record. NCBI's taxonomy places the organism in Eukaryota, Metazoa, Chordata, Leptocardii, Amphioxiformes, Branchiostomatidae. The transcript has 6 exons.
GCUGUGGUGAUGGUGUUUGGCAAGCUGAUGUUCGGAUUUGUUCUCGGUAACAUAGCUUCAAACCUUGUCCAAUGACGCGGCUUUCUAAGGAAUCGUUUGAAGAAAACUUGAGGGCCACAAAGGAACACAUGAAGGAUCAGGACGUUUCCCAGGACCUCCGUCAUAAGGUGGUUAACUACUAUGAAUACAUCUGGCUAAGAAACAGGGGAGUUGAUGUGUCAACACUAUUCCUUGAAGCUCCAAGGUGUCUCCAGGAGGACAUAUCUUACAGCAUGACGAAGGCGUAUCUAGAGAAAUCCGUGCUUUUCCGUGGAUUGCAAGAGACAUUUCUGAAGAGCCUGUCUACCCGGCUGAGGCUGCUUUUCUUCCUACCUGAAAACUAUGUACUGCACCGAGGAGAUAUGGGAGCCGAGAUGUACAUUAUCUUCCGAGGGGAGGUUGAGAGCGGGUACUCCAAGCCCGACGGAGAGUUUGUUGUGGAGGCCGUUAUGAGCGAGGGGAAAGUCGUCGGUGAGAUGAGUCUUACCUACAGUUUGCCGCGCCGCAGAUCAGUCCGAGCGAGGAAGCACACAGACAUCUUUGCUCUGAACAGAAGGGAUCUCAUGGAUCUAUUGGAAGAUUUCCCAACGGUAAAACGAGAGAUCGAACAACGCUCCAUCAUCAUGUUCGGACACCUGGGUGCUCCACGUCUUAAAGAUAAGGAGCGUCGCUCUAGCGGCUCCCUCUCAGCACGCAAGUCGUCUGGUCUGAUGCCGGUAAACUCUAGCGCGCAAGCGAUCAACCGAGCAAGAUCUCCAGGGGCGAAUGCUAAACACACCCUGGACAUGGCGCUAGGAAUGUAAAUAUCAGGAACGAGACUGUUCAAAUGGCAUAGAAUGUCAUGCUAAUAUAAUUGACAUCGUGGUCUGUUUUGCAUUGAUGGUAAAGGGGACACGCAUUGCUCCUUGAUUGUCUGUAAUGUGUUCAUUCAGAAGUCAACUUAGCCUAUCUCAAACAACCCAAUAUUUAGACUCAACGUUUGGCAUCCUAACUUUUCGUCGACUCUGUAUCGUAUUCUUAUCUAUUUUGAUCUUAAAGGAAAGCAUAAAAGUUCUGAAUUUCGGUGUUAACAUGCCUCAUGAGGAUAUGUCAGACUAUACUCAAAAUAACGUUGUACAUCAUUUGACAAAGUGUUUGUAUAGUACAUUUUUUGCCUGAUGACACAGUUCAAUACAGCCGACUUCUCGUAAUUA